UAUAGUGAUUAAAUCCACAGUCAUAGAACCUGAAGAUGGGUUUUAUAUCAGUUUUUACUUUUUGUAGGGGGCAGGAAGGGGUAAGUUAUUAGACUUUCCAAAGUGUAAGAAAAGAACGUGGCAAAUAAAGCUGACAGCAUUUGGCUACCAGCAGCAGCAGUGACUCAAAGGAGAGCUUCGGAAAGGAAGGGACGUGGGUGAGUCAACCAACCAGUGGCUUUCGUGAAAACCAGAGGGAAGCGAACCCCAUCCCUCCUUCGGGAUGGAUGCAGACAGCGUGCGGAGCCUCCUGGCAGCCUGCUUUCCUCCCGGGCUGCUGGGUGCAUUAGGUGCUGGAGAUGAGGUGGCUUUGUGUGAGGAGACUGCAGAUGUGUGGCAGGGAACACUCGAGGCCCACAGAACAUUUGCAAUUUGUCCGAGACCAGAGAGAGAGAAUAAGGACCUCGGCCGCCUUCCUACCUGCGCAACAGGGCCCUCCCCAGAUGCCGCGCUGCUCAGUUCCACGCUGCCCCACGGAGCAAGCGGACUGGACGCACUGGCUCAUUCAGCACAAACGUGCCAGGAACCUACCUACCAUGCUAAGCCCUGGAUACAAGGCAAAUGCUCUUCUGCUAAAAAAUGUGAGGUCCCUUCCUCCCCUCUAAAGGAAGAACGAAAGACCAAAAGUCAAAAUGAACAGAUGGCCUCACAGUACUCACCUUCCUGCCAUCUGUACCUCAUGAAGAGGAAGAGUUAUAGGGGGUCACCUCCAGCACCCAACUCCUCUUUUUAUCUGAAUCCCAGGAAAAUGACAACUACAGCCUGAGAGUCCACUGAGCAACGCUGCCAUGGAGGUGUGAUGUUUUCAGCUGAAUUCGAUGCUCAGAGCAACGCCCAAGGGGGGAGUUAAAUAAGAAAGUUAAAUAUGGAAAGGGGCACUACAGAAACGCCACUGUGAUGUAAAGCAACCUAAGAGACAGAUCGGGAGAUACAGCUCAACCUAGACAAAACCAAAGCAAUGUUGAUCACGACAGAAAGACGUUGGCAUCCUCACGCGUUUCUUCCCUCUUGGGAUAUUGGAGUGGAUUGCACUUUACAUGCUAGAGGAUGUCAUUUUAAUUGUAUAAAAUGAAGCCCUUUAUAAAGUCAAUUCUUUGCAAUUCUUUUAAGUUAGAGGAAAAAGUUUAUAACCCAUACUAGUUGGCUAGUUACUUUAUUAAUAUGUCCAGAUGCUGACAAGAGUUGUCCAACCAAAAGACGACUUUCACAUUUUCUUUUACAAAAGACAAGGAUCCCAUGUUGUUUGACCUUUCCUUCCUGCGAGGCCUAGUGGUUGCCAGGAUUAUGCAGAUAUUUUCAGAAAAAUAAAUAUGCUUAAUAUGUUUGUCUCUUCAAGGUAAAGAUGACAUUUCAACGGUCAGUAAGAAAGUAACUGCUUUUCUAAAUCCACUUGCUGUUUUGCAGAUGGGUGUGGUGGGCUGCCUCGGGGGUCACGCACAGGCCCCUCUUCCUGGUGUCCGUGCCUUUGUGUGAUACCCUCCCCUUGAGUAUGGGCUGAACCCAGUCACUCUCUAACAAAUAGGGGAUGGGAAAGGUUACUUUGGAGAUUAUGUUACAAAAAGGCUCUGACUGCCAUCUUAUUUACCCUGUCUUACUCUCCAUUUUUGGAGAAGCCCAUGGCAAGGAACUACUGCCUCUGACCAACAGCCCGUGAGGACCAGAGGCAUGGCACCGGCUCGUGUGUGGAGCUGGAAGCAGAGCCUGCCCAGUGUGGAAGCCCAGCCAGCACCUCGACUGCAGCUUUGCGAGAGACUCAGCCAAAAUAAGAUGCCUAGACACUCCUAGAACCCUGAUCCACAGAAACUAUGAGAUAAUAAAUGUCUGGUUUUCAGACACUAAUUUUGAGGAUAAUUUCUCAACUCAUAUAAGUGGGGAAAUGUUUCCCCAUCAUUGAUAACUGAAAAUAAUGUGAAUGCAUCUCAUUCAAAACAGCCUGUAGUCCCAUCUACUUGGGAGGCUGAGGCAGG
Microcebus murinus (gray mouse lemur) is the source of this 2006-nucleotide messenger RNA. Lineage: Eukaryota; Metazoa; Chordata; Mammalia; Primates; Cheirogaleidae. The record is from RefSeq and is a predicted model, not a curated record.